AUGAGUCAGAGUAAGAUUACAUACACAAAGGAUGGUCCCUUCUUUAUCAUCAAGUUUAACUCUCCCGAGAGCUUGAAUGCGAUGACCAGUCAAGAUUAUAUUCAUCUUGCCACACUGUUGAAAUUGGCAGAAAAAGAUCCAGAGGUGUAUUUCACCGUAUUGCAAAGUUCAGGGAGGUUUUUCUCCAGUGGAGCAGAUUUUAAAUUCAUUUCCGAAUAUAAAGACGUCCUAACAGGAAUAGAGAAGGAUAAUACGGGUGGAGAUCACGCGGCUAGGGAGACUCAAUUAACUAAAGUAUGGUUGGAUGGGUUUCUUUCCACAAAUGUUCAUGUUACAGAUAUUUUUAUUAAUCAUUCUAAGGUUUUGAUUGCCUGCUUAAAUGGUCCUGUUGUUGGAUUAAGUGCGGCUAUUGUAGCACUCUGUGAUAUUGUUUAUGCGAUGAAUGAUGAUGUGUACAUGUUAUGUCCCUUUAGUAGAUUGGGUUUGACCUGUGAAGGUGGUACUUCGAUCACUUUGCCUAUGAAAUUGGGAAUGAAUUCCACUUUUGAAAGUUUGAUGUUUGCCCAGAAGAUUAAAAUGGAUAAGUUGAUGGGGAAUAUCGUAGUGAAAAACUAUAAACUAAAUGAUACUGAUGAGUUUAAUAAGGUUAUCAUGGAAGAAUUAAAGACUAAAAUCAAGACGUUAUAUUUACCCAGUUGCCUUGCCAUGAAGAAGUUAUUACGAAGUUCACUUAAUGAUGAAUUGGAUAAGAUGAACAGUAAAGAAGUCAAUCAAGCUUUACCAUUUUGGGUGGAUGGAGUUCCCUUGAACCGAUUCAGGCAAAUGUUCCACAAUAAACAAAGGGUACGUGGCCAGAGGGCAGAUUCUAAAUUAUGA
Molecule: messenger RNA, 876 nt
Organism: Naumovozyma castellii
Lineage: Eukaryota; Fungi; Ascomycota; Saccharomycetes; Saccharomycetales; Saccharomycetaceae
Gene: ECI1
Product: dodecenoyl-CoA isomerase
Exons: 1
Coding region: 1-876 (291 amino acids)
Source: RefSeq, a predicted model, not a curated record